Molecule: messenger RNA, 1518 nt
Organism: Cadophora gregata
Lineage: Eukaryota; Fungi; Ascomycota; Leotiomycetes; Helotiales; Ploettnerulaceae
Gene: ANP1
Product: Mannan polymerase II complex anp1 subunit
Exons: 5
Coding region: 1-1518 (505 amino acids)
Biological process (GO): cell wall mannoprotein biosynthetic process; protein N-linked glycosylation
Cellular component (GO): mannan polymerase complex
Molecular function (GO): alpha-1,6-mannosyltransferase activity
Source: RefSeq, a predicted model, not a curated record
AUGCUUCCCAGGCAUCAUGCGAGCAAUGGAUACCCAAGGCACAAGAGCGAGAAGGAGGUCUAUUCAAUAUCCCCACACAGAUUCCAGCCUCGAACAACUCCCGCAGCGAUCCGUCGUCGGCGACAGCUCAUAUUUCGGUUCUCUGUCUGCAUGAUAAUUUUCCUCAUCUUCAUCUUCAUAUGGCCCGGCGCCUCCAUAUUUCCCAUUCUCUCACUGGGCUUUCUGUCGUCAGGAGAAGAUUUCCAAUUGGAAACUGUACGAUAUUACGAUCUUACGAAUGUUCAGGGGACGGCUAGGGGUUGGGAGAGGGAAGAGCGGAUACUCCUUUGUGCCCCUUUGCGCGACGCCGAGUCCCAUCUUCGAAUGUUCUUUGGACAUCUACGAAACUUCACAUAUCCUCACCACCUGAUAGAUCUGGCUUUCCUGGUCUCUGACUCGAAGGAUCAGACCUUGCCCCUGCUGUCACAAUUGCUAGAGGAACUACAAGCCGAUGAAGACCCGAAGCAGCCAUUUGGAGAGGUGUCCAUUAUUGAGAAGGAUUUUGGGCAGAAGGUUAACCAGGAUGUUGAAAGUCGUCAUGGUUUCGCUGCUCAAGCAAGCAGAAGAAAACUGAUGGCUCAGGCACGCAAUUGGCUGUUAAGUGCUGCUCUGCGACCUUACCACAGCUGGGUUUACUGGCGAGACGUGGAUGUUGAGACUGCACCUUUCACUAUUCUCGAGGAUCUGAUGCGACACAACAAGGAUGUGAUUGUACCAAAUGUUUGGCGACCCCUUCCGGACUGGCUUGGCGGCGAACAACCCUAUGAUUUGAACUCAUGGCAAGAGUCUGAAACAGCUCUGGCAUUAGCAGAUACACUGGACGAGGAUGCAGUCAUUGUUGAGGGAUAUGCUGAAUACGCCACCUGGAGACCCCAUCUUGCCUACCUUCGAGACCCAUACGGCGACCCUGAUAUGGAGAUGGAUAUCGAUGGUGUUGGAGGUGUUAGUAUCCUGGCAAAGGCGAAGGUUUUUCGCUCUGGUGUCCACUUCCCAGCCUUCAGUUUUGAGAAGCAUGCCGAAACGGAAGGAUUUGGAAAGAUGGCUAAGCGCAUGCAAUUUUCUGUCGUUGGAUUGCCUCACUACACCAUUUGGCAUUUGUACGAACCUAGUGUUGACGAUAUUCGUCAUAUGGAGGAAAUGGAGAAAGAGCGUGUAGCACAUGAAGCCGAAGAAAAGGAGCGUGCCGAUCGAAUGAAGAAGAUUAAGGAUCAAUUUGCGGACCCAAACAGUCAGUGGGAGAAGGACAAGACCGAUAUCCAAAACGAGGCACUGAAGGAAAAGAAAGAGAAGGAGAAAGCGGAGGCUGAAGCCACCUCGAAGGCCGAACCAGCAGCUGCUGCAAAACCAGAGACUAAACCAGACGCAAAGGUUGAGACGAAGGCCGAGGCGAAAGCUGAAUCUAAAGCCGAGACCAAGGACGACUCCAAGCCUGCAGCGAAAGUAGCUACUACGCAGGAUACACCGGCAAAGGCACAAUAA